GUGUUCCAUUGUCCAAUGAUAUAAGACACUGUUGAAAAAAGAAAAUCAACAUGCAAAGAAAACCCACUCAUCACAAUAUGGGAUAAGUUGUGAAUAGUUUUAGCCAAUCUGGUAUGAGCAGGUAGACGGGACUAACGUGGUGACGAGGGUUUGUGCUGAACGCUUUCAAUGCGCAGCCGCAGUCCGGAGAGACGAAGAUGGUGGUCGUCAAGGAAUACCGCGUGGUGUUGCCAGUCUCUGUGGAAGAGUAUCAAGUAGGACAGUUGUAUUCUGUUGCUGAAGCCAGCAAAAAUGAGACAGGAGGCGGAGAAGGCAUUGAGGUUCUGAAGAAUGAACCUUAUGAGAAGGAUGGUGAAAAGGGACAGUACACACACAAAAUAUACCAUCUAAAGAGUAAAGUCCCAGGUUACGUGAAGCUGAUCGCACCAGAGGGAGCGUUAGUAUUUCAUGAAAAGGCCUGGAAUGCCUACCCAUACUGUCGUACCAUUGUGACGAACGAGUACAUGAAAGACGACUUCAUGAUAAAGAUCGAGACCUGGCACAAACCUGACAUGGGAACAAUAGAAAAUGUCCACUGUCUGGAUGAGCAGUCGUGGAGGAACGUGCACGUGGUGCCUAUAGACAUCGCAAACAACGAGGAGGUGGCCUCUGGGGACUACAAACCUGAAGAAGACCCCGCUCUGUUUCACUCUGCAAAGACAGACAGAGGACCCCUGGGCCCUGAGUGGAAGAACGACAUCAAGAAAACAGACUGUCCUUACAUGUGUGCAUACAAACUGGUCACCGUCAAGUUCAAAUGGUGGGGUCUGCAGACCAAAGUGGAGAACUUCAUCCACAGACAAGAACAGCGUAUUUUCACUAACUUUCACCGUCAGCUGUUCUGCUGGAUCGACAAAUGGGUGGGUUUGACCAUGGAGGACAUCAGGCGAAUGGAAGACGAAACUCAAAAAGAGCUGGAGGAGAUGCGUCAGAAGGGAGAUGUGCGAGGCACCUGUGCAACAGACGAGUAGACACACGUCAAUGUAGGUCAAACACUAGAGGCAGGCUGACUGCGUAAAACCGGUCCAGUUCGAGGCACCAGUGCUGCUUAUGAGCAGUGAGGCAAACCAACCAAACCCUGUCACGAUGAUGUCAUCUGAGACACGCCCACCACAUCGAGCAAGUGGCCCUGGCGUUGCCUCUCUCCUCUUCCUGUCUCACAUUAUUAAUUUGGGGGGGGUUUACAUGAUUGGUUAACAGUGCUGUAGAGAUCCGACCCAAUCACAAGCCUCCUGUUCACCCCAGAAAAUAAUAACAAAAAUGAUUUUGCAUUCUCAAAAAAAACCCAACUCUUUGCACUGAACAUAAUUGCCUGAUACAUAAUUGUAAGUACAAAUUACAAUGGGCUUUGUUGAUUCAGGUGUUUGAAGGACAACACAGAAAAAUCAAGCCUUUUAAACCAUUUAGAAUGUUGUUUUUAGGUCGACAAACUCCCACAUAAAUUGUUAUAUAAAAACUUUAGCAGACAUUGGACCAUUGUUUCCUCCUCUCACCCUCCUUUGUAUUAUAACUGUCUACUUAAAUCGUCAUCUUUCCCUCAGUAUUGUCUAUACUCUUGUCUUGAUAAAAAAAAAAAAAAAUAUUGUCUAGAUGUCCUUCCUAUGUUUUAUUGUCCCCUCUGUCUGACAGAUGGUUGGAAGUCUGAAUUUUUUGUUUGUUUUAUAUUUUCUCCCUGAAGUUUAAUUUUAUUUUACAUUAAUUGAGGUUAAUAACCAUCUACUUAGGGGUUUAAAACAAAUUGAGCUCAACCAUGAGCAGCAAUUCUUUGUGGUUGUUAUUAUGUUUUGUAUUUGUUUUACGUUAUUUUUUUUUUUUUGCACCAGCUAACAUUUACACACACCUCCGACAUUUUAACGUGCAGUCCCAUUAUUGUCGCAAGUGCAUGUGGAAAACUGCUAAACUAUCGACCCUGUAACUCUCAUUGCAUGUGCACAGUUGCUGCAGUGCAGCUAAUGUAGAAGGAGAAAGUCUCUGUGACACACCGGUGUGGAAUCGCGUGCUUGCUUGUGCUUGUUUCUGUUCUCAGCUGCCUUCACAAAAAGGAACUGUAUGUUUAGAGACCAGGUCGUUGAUGUGGCGUCUGCUCACAGCUUCCCUCUCAGCCGUUUGAGCGCUGCCUCCUUUUGCAUUGUCUCUUCAGUUUGGGCUUCACCUGACAGGCUUUCAUUGCCUCCGCACAAGCAUUUUUUUUUUAUUCUCUUCUUAAUCUGUAACUAACUGCUGUGGGUCUUGGAGCUGCUGCCUGCAUGAAUCAAGGUCAUGUACUUUAAUGUUAUGAAGUUACCAUUUAUGACGGAGUCCUGGGAGUCCAGCAGUGACCUGGUGCAGCUAAGAUUAACAAGCAUUUUGGGUCGUUUGAAUUGUUUAUGCUCAAUAGGGAUGUAACGAUGCCUCGUGAAUUGUUAAGAAUCAAAACAGAUCAGUUGAAAUAAAAAAUGAAUCGUGCAUUGAAAUGUUAGAACUAAGCUGCGUUAUCUCAAAAAGUCAGUGGUUAUUCCGCGAGGCUGCACACUCUAGUACAGUAGGUGGCGGUAUGCACCUAAGAAUGUUGGUUGUGACCCGCUCUUAAACCAAGACGUCAUGUCCCUAUGUAGCCUCAGUGACCUUCAGGCGUUCAAACUGAGGAAGAACUUUAGACAAAAACAGGUCCACCAUUUACAGAAAACAUGUUUCUGUAAAGGGAAACGGUGUUUUGCAUGGUUCUAAUACAAUACAUAGUUCAUUGUUUUUGGUCAUAACUCAUUCUGUUUAAUAAAAAUUGUGAUAAAAUUGUACUGUAACAAAAAACUUCUUAAUAAUAUGAUAUUGUGAGUUAUCGUAGAGUAUCGUUCCAUCCCUAACGCUCAGACUUUUUUUCCAUUCCCCAACAUUUCUUUAAUGUUAGUCUGUGGCUGCAGUGUUUGUUUGGUUUGGUUUUUUUUAAGAGUGAGAGCUGAUUCUGUUUUUGUGUCUCGUUGUAAUGUCGUCGGGCUUUGUAGGCAACUUUUUUGUCAUGUUUUAUAUGAUGGAGAAUAAUUUGUUUUAUUGAGGAUUUUAUUCAAUCAGGUGUGAGAGUUACCAAAAAAUGUCAGGUCUUUACGUUGAAACCUAUCCAAAGGCUCUGUGUAUGAUUGGUUAAAGGCGAGUGUAAACUAUAUUUUACAACAGAAAAGGACAGACUGUACAUAUACAAAUACUGAGUGUAGACAUACUGUUGACAGUUGUUUGGUGGUCAGGUCUAUCAGGUCUUACAGUUACUGCUAAAAACCUGAAAGCUUUGUGGCAUGGUCAGGUCUGGUGAUGUCAGAGGAUGGUGUGCUGCGUGUGUGUUUGUGUGAAGCUGGUCCACCUGUCCCUUACCCUCUGACCUUGGUUCAAAUGUACCUCAGUUGUGAUUAUACAUCAUCUUCAUACAGUAAAUGGGCAAAGAUCCACAGGCCAUUAUGUCACCCUAACACCUGGAAAUUUUCUCAAAGUCAGAUUUGCUCUGCAUGCUCAACACUUUUAUAUUCUUCUUUUUUCCACUUUGACCCCGUUUCUGUUUGAUUAGUCCACUCUUUCACUGUGUGUCAGGCUGAUUUAGCUCGAGCUUUGGGCAUCUGACAGAUGACUGUAAAACCAUGAUGGGAAUCACACAAUAAACAGACUCUGAGAGACUGUGAUGCACAUCAUUGUCCGUAAAGCCAGGAUGUGAUGGAAAAGGGCAGCGAUGGAGGAUUAGGAAACAGACCAAUUCCAAAAUAUUGUUAUCUUAGUUGUAAUAAUGAAUAAGCACUUGCGAUGUCUACUGUGUUUUUCUGCUUUUGUUUUCUGUUACCUUUAUUUGAAAGAUAACGAUUCACAAUGUAUUCAAUUGUCUGUUUUCUGGUAUGGCAAAAAAUAAAUAAAAAAUCAGGGGAAUUAGUAGUGAAUGUAAAAAACAAUUAGUAACUUUUUUCUUUUUCACAGCCCUCAAGCUGUAACAGAAGGUCUAGACAAUGGAACAUAACAGAAUAUCUAAUAAAUUUGAACAAAUAAUAA
This is a messenger RNA of Cynoglossus semilaevis (tongue sole), 4038 nucleotides long. It is a transcript of the gene pitpnb, whose product is annotated as phosphatidylinositol transfer protein, beta. Gene Ontology annotation, cellular component: cytoplasm. Gene Ontology annotation, molecular function: phosphatidylcholine intramembrane carrier activity; phosphatidylcholine binding; phosphatidylinositol binding. NCBI's taxonomy places the organism in Eukaryota, Metazoa, Chordata, Actinopteri, Pleuronectiformes, Cynoglossidae. The transcript has 12 exons. Gene Ontology annotation, biological process: phospholipid transport. The coding region runs from base 198 to 1010 and encodes 270 amino acids. The record is from RefSeq and is a predicted model, not a curated record.